CAGAAAAACAGAGCCCCAACUGACAAUCAUUCAUCACGCACGACGGCCGCACCUCCAUCAACCAAAACAUGGACCGAAAUCCAAAGCCCACCAGCAUCCUUGAAUCUCUGGGCGAAGAAAUUAUCAGAAUCGUCGCUCCAGUUUCCAUUUGCAUGUUGUUAGUAGUCCUUCUGGUCACUGUCCUCGAUGCCAACUCUUCUUCUGAUUCGUCCUCCUUGACAACAAUAGCCACCAUAGCCUACAACGAGGACACCUCGGAUUCGAUAUGGGAUAAACUCAAAGGUGCCCUCUUGAAUUCUCUGGUAUUUGUAGCCGUUGUCACCGUGGUUACAUUCGUUUUGGUCCUACUUUUCUACCUUAGAUGCACAAGGUUUCUCAAACUGUACAUGGGUUUCUCUGCUUUUGUUGUUUUGGGCUUUAUGGGAGGUGAAAUUGCACUCUUCUUGAUCAGGGAUUUCAGUUUCCCUAUCGAUUGUAUCACGUUUCUGCUGGUUUUGUUCAAUUUCACUGUUGUUGGGGUGAUGGCUGUGUUCAUGUCCAAGAUGGCAAUUUUGGUCACACAAGGGUACUUGGUGGUUAUUGCGAUAUUGGUUGCUUACUGGUUUACACUUUUGCCUGAAUGGACCACUUGGGUACUAUUGGUUGCCAUGGCUCUGUACGAUCUUGCUGCGGUUCUGUUGCCUGGUGGGCCUCUGAGGCUCUUGGUCGAGCUUGCAAUGUCGAGAGACGAGGACAUCCCUGCUUUGGUCUAUGAGGCCAGGCCUGUCACUAAUCAUGACUCAAGCCCGAGGCCGGUCAUGGUAGAGAGGAGGGUGUGGAAAGAAAGGAUGAGUCUUGCUUCUGGUAUGGGUGUGAGUUCAACUUCCGGGUCCAAUUCUGAUUUCAACACAAAUUCGGUUUUUGAUUCAAAUUCAAUGUCUGCGACCCUUUCAUCUGCUACCAAUGGCCAAAACGAGACGAGGUUGGUUAUUACCGGAGACCACCUACUCUCAGAAGGAGCUUCUCAGCUAUCGGCACCUUUGAUUAGUCGGCCGUUACAAAGAACCAAUUCUACAAGAGUUGGGCAGGAAGAGGUUUCAACCGAAAAUUUUCACCUUGAAGGAAUUGGGUUAGGUUCAUCUGGUGCUAUCAAACUGGGGCUGGGCGAUUUUAUCUUUUACAGUGUUUUAGUUGGUAGAGCAGCAAUGUAUGAUUUCAUGACAGUUUAUGCUUGUUAUCUGGCUAUCAUAGCUGGUCUAGGUAUCACUCUAAUGCUUCUAGCGUUUCAUCAGAAAGCCUUGCCAGCUCUUCCUGUAUCAGUAUUAUUAGGUGUGCUGUUUUAUUUCUUGACACGGUUCUUGUUAGAAGUUUUUGUUGUACAAUGUUCACUCCAUCUCUUGAUGUUCUAGAAUGGAAACAUAUUUUCAUUUUCUGUAUGGAAAUUCUUUUGCUUGCUAAAUGAUGUUCACAGACAGAUAUUUGUACCGUAUUUACUUUUGGUUCAUCA
This is a messenger RNA of Nelumbo nucifera (sacred lotus), 1486 nucleotides long. RefSeq names its product Presenilin-2 (gene PS2). The record is from RefSeq and is a predicted model, not a curated record. Gene Ontology annotation, biological process: membrane protein ectodomain proteolysis; protein processing. Lineage: Eukaryota; Viridiplantae; Streptophyta; Magnoliopsida; Proteales; Nelumbonaceae. Gene Ontology annotation, molecular function: aspartic endopeptidase activity, intramembrane cleaving. Gene Ontology annotation, cellular component: gamma-secretase complex; membrane.